Molecule: messenger RNA, 253 nt
Organism: Trematosphaeria pertusa
Lineage: Eukaryota; Fungi; Ascomycota; Dothideomycetes; Pleosporales; Trematosphaeriaceae
Exons: 1
Coding region: 44-211 (55 amino acids)
Source: RefSeq, a predicted model, not a curated record
CUGCAAAUACGAUGCCGGUACGAAGUGAAACAUUGGUCCAAUCAUGUUGCGAGGCGUUCAAACGUUUCAAGCGAGCCCGGAUGCUGACUGGCUGGUGCGGCAGGGCCGUCAGAUGAUGGCUGACUAUCUUGCCUUAUCGGUGUCGGCUGGGGUGGGUUUCGGGAUUGGCACUGGUUUCGGGAAAUUCUUCGACGGUGUCUGGAUGGUCUGAGGAAUGUACGCGUGUGCCUGGACUCCAGGUGGAGAAAUGAGA